AUUUAAUUAAUGGAUGAGAUUGUGUCUAAUCAUUAGCUGUUCGUAACUGGAUACAGUCGUAGUAAAGUAACAGAUGAAAGAGAUUUGAGAUAAAUCUUUAGAAAGUAUGACUCAAUCUAAGGAGUGGCAUAUAAGGGUUCUUACUCUUUUAUUGUAAACUCGUUUGAAUUUAAGUUCACCAGUCUUUUAAUAGUGAAGUAGAAGCUAAAGAGGCACUUUCAGAGAUGAAUGGCUUUACAUAAAAUGGAGAGAAAUUAAAAGUCGCUCCUGUUGAGAAUCGUAAAGGAAGGAGAACUGGACCUAAUGAAAACGCUGGCUGUUUUAAAUGCGGUUAAGAAGGACAUUGGUAAUUUAUUCAAUUAUAAAUAUUUUAGGGCUAGAGAUUGUCCUAAAGGAAGAUCUCCUCGUAGAAAUUAAAGAUACUCUAAUUCUAGAUAAAGGUUUUUAUUUACAUAUUUAAUUUUAUAGACAUCAUAGAAGAAGAUCUGAUUCAAGAUCACAUUCUUCUUAAUCAUCUUCUCGUUCUAGAAGAAGAAAUAGAGAUCGUCGUAAUAGACGUAAAUAUAGCAAUAGUCCCAAAGAAGAUUAAAAAAAGAAUACAUAACAUAAAAGAAGAUCCCCUUCUCACUCUUAACAUCAUUCAACAUCUUGAAUUACCAUUACCAUAAAAAAAAAAAUUUAUUAUUCAAAC
Messenger RNA from Paramecium sonneborni, 691 nucleotides. The record is from the annotation of a GenBank genome assembly. Lineage: Eukaryota; Ciliophora; Oligohymenophorea; Peniculida; Parameciidae.